AUGGCAAGAUACCAAAUUUUUGCUUUUGCUUUUGUUGUUGUUUUCCUUUUGACUUCGUUUGCAGUUUUAUGUUCCUGUGGCCAUCCAUCCGUUACCUGCAUGGAAGAAGAGAGGCAAGCUCUUCUCAAGCUCAAAGGAAGCUUCCAAGAUCAAUCAUUCAGGCUUUCCUCUUGGGAAGGAAAUGAUUGUUGUCAAUGGAAAGGUAUAGGUUGUAGCAACUUUACAGGACAUGUUGUUAAGCUUGACCUUAGGAAUCCUUGUUACCCACCUAAAGACCAAGAUUUUCAAUCAAACUGUUCCUUCUCCAAAAAUAAGCUUGUAGCACAACAUUUUCAUCCUUCUCUGUCACAGUUCAAAUAUCUCAAUUAUUUGGACUUGAGUGGAAACAGUUUUAAUGAUAGCCCUAUACCAAUGUUCAUCCAUUCUUUGAAGCAGUUGCAAUUCCUUUCUCUCUCUGAUGCCCAUUUGAGUGGGAGGAUCCCGAACAAUCUUGGGAACCUGACAAAAUUGUCCCUUCUUGAUCUCAGCUUCAAUUCUCUUUUAUAUUCUGAUGACAUCUAUUGGGUUUCAAAACUUUCAUCUCUCCAAAACCUUUACAUGACUGAUGUAUAUCUGGGGAAGGCUCAAAAUUUAUUCCAGGUACUUCACAUGCUUCCUUCUUUGUUACAAUUAGACUUGAUGAAUUGCAGCAUUAGCAAGGUGCACAGUCAUCCUCAACUUGUCAGUUCCACAAAUCUUUCUAGACUUCAAGUCCUCAAUCUCGCAGAGAAUGGACUUGAAGCUCCACAUCUUGAUUUUUUUAUAAACAUGACUUCCAUUCAAACUAUUUUCCUUUCUGACAACAACCUGAGUUCAGUUCCAUCUGCUUUUCAAAAUCUGACUUCCUUGACAAUACUUGACCUUUCCCAAAACAAUAUUGGUUCUGUGCCGUCGUGGUUAGGUGGAAUGAAGGGUCUUCUGUCCCUCAAUAUUUCAGGGAAUCAUGUAAAUCAUAUCGAGGGUUCUCUAAUAUCAAUGUUGGGAAAUCUUUGUCAUCUUCUAUUGCUAGAUAUGUCAGGAAACAAGAUUCAAGGAGAUGCACUCGUUGGCUAUUUACAAUCUGGCUGCAUUAGGUAUGAUUUAGAGGAACUGGAUUUGAGUAACAAUGAAUUCAAUGGUUCGUUGCCAACAUGGUUGGGUAAAUUUGAAAAUCUACUUGUCCUGGCUCUUGAGUCCAAUUUAUUCUAUGGUUCUAUUCCACCAUCUUUUGGAAAAUUGUCGAACUUGGAAUAUCUGAACAUUGCUGAAAAUCGUUUGAAUGGAUCUAUUCCAGACUCUAUAGGACAACUGAAAAAUCUAACUCAAUUAGAUAUUUCUAAUAAUAAGUUGGUUGGGGUUCUUCCUUGUAGUAUAACAACCCUUGUCAGUCUAGAGUAUUUGCUUCUUAACAAUAAUAACUUGACAGGGUCUCUUCCUAAUUGUAUUGGACAACUUGUCAAUCUAAAGACCUUACUUCUUUCUUCUAAUCAUUUUCAUGGUGUUAUUCCUAGGAGUAUUGAGCAACUUGUAAGCCUAGAAAACCUCGAUCUUUCAAGAAACCCUCUGAAUGGUACAAUUCCUGAAUAUCUUGGCCAACUUUCAAAGUUGAGCACCCUGUAUCUUAGUCAAAAUAAUUUACAUGGGAACAUUCCACAUAGUCUUGGUCAACUUCUGAAUCUGGUCAACUUAGACAUGUCUCUCAAUAAUUUGGAGGGUAUGAUUUCUGAAAUAAGAUUUCCUAAGAAACUGGUUUACUUGAACCUCACCAAUAACCAUAUCACUGGGUCUAUUCCACAAAACAUUGCUGAUAGAUUGCCCAAUGUUUCUCAGUUGCUUCUUGGAGAUAACCUUCUAAAUGAUUCCAUUCCAAAUUCUUUGUGCAAAAUAAACUCCUUGUACAAUCUUGACCUUUCGGGCAACAUAUUAUUUGGCAAAAUUCCCAAUUGUUGGAGUUCUACUCAAAGAUUGAAUGGGAUAAAUUUGUCCUCCAACAAAUUAUCUGGUGUUAUUCCAAGCUCAUUUGGUAAUCUUUCCACUUUGGUAUGGUUGCAUUUGAACAAUAACAGUCUUCAGGGGGAGUUUCCAUCUUUUUUGAGAAACUUAAAGCAACUGUUAAUUUUAGAUCUUGGAGAGAAUCAAAUGUCAGGGAUUAUACCUUCAUGGAUAGGGGACAUCUUUUCCUCAUUGCAUAUCCUCAGGCUACGACUGAAUAAGUUCCACGGAAACAUUCCUUCACAAAUAUGCCAACUUCCUGCAAUGCAAAUAUUGGACCUUUCCAACAACAUGUUGAGGGGUACAAUCCCUCAGUGCAUUGGAAAUCUCACAGGAAUGAUAUUAGGAAAGCAACCUGCUGUUGUCCUUACUCCUGGAGAGCCAAGGUUCUUUGAAUGGUAUGAACAAGCUGUCAGACAGAUCAUAAAAGGAACAGAACUUGAAUAUACCAGAAAUUUAAAACUGGUAGCCAACAUGGACUUGUCAAAUAACAGUUUGAGUGGAUCUAUCCCUGAAGGAAUAACUCUUCUUACAGCAUUGCAAGGCCUAAACCUUUCACACAAUCAUCUGUCAGGAGAAAUUCCUACAAGGAUAGGGGACUUGAAGUCACUGGAAUCUUUUGAUGUCUCUCAUGAUCAACUUUCAGGCACAAUUCCAAAUGACAUGUCUCGUUUAACUUUUCUAAGUCACUUAAACUUGUCCUACAACAACCUUUCUGGACCGAUUCCACAAGGAAAUCAAUUUUCAACCCUUGAUGAUUCAUUUAUUUAUGUUGGCAACCCAUUUCUCUGUGGGGCUCCACUGUCAAAACCUUGUGAUGCUGGUAAAGAUGAGACAAAUGGCAAUGGAGAUGAAGAUGAAGAUGACAAACAGGAUCGGUCAGAGAAAUUCUGGUUUUACUUUGUCAUAGCAGUUGGAUUUGCUUGUGGGUUUUGGAAUGUGGUUGGAAUUUUAUUGUUGAAGAAGAAAUGGAGGCAAGCUUACUUUGGAUACAUUGAUGAGGCAGUGCAGAGGAUACGUGUAAAAAUUGCAGUAGAGUUAGCAAGGUUGAGGAAAAGGUGUGUGGGAAACCCUGUUGAUUAAUGACUCAUUGUCUUUAUACAUAUUGUGUGUCUGUUUUAUGCCCCUGUGAAUAUUUCAAGUUUGUUUUGCUUGCUCAUAAAUUGCUUCACUUCUAAUCUAAGUGAAAGCUAGUAAUGCUACUUGUAGUAAUGCUUUGU
This is a messenger RNA of Gastrolobium bilobum, 3230 nucleotides long. RefSeq names its product receptor-like protein EIX2. Gene Ontology annotation, molecular function: protein binding. Lineage: Eukaryota; Viridiplantae; Streptophyta; Magnoliopsida; Fabales; Fabaceae. The transcript has a single exon. Bases 1 to 3093 code for a protein of 1030 amino acids. The record is from RefSeq and is a predicted model, not a curated record.